Suillus bovinus is the source of this 357-nucleotide messenger RNA. RefSeq lists its product as uncharacterized. The coding region runs from base 1 to 357 and encodes 118 amino acids. The record is from RefSeq and is a predicted model, not a curated record. The transcript is spliced from 4 exons. NCBI's taxonomy places the organism in Eukaryota, Fungi, Basidiomycota, Agaricomycetes, Boletales, Suillaceae.
AUGACUUCCAUCCUACUACUGAGUAGGGAAAACAAGUCAAAAGGAGUAAAUGCGCACCUAGUGGGGAUAGAUGCGACUGGACAGGACAUAGGGAGGACUGGUCCGAUGCGCAGGAAUGUCAGGUCGGGAUCGGACAUGCGUCAGACUGUCGGAAACUGGUUCCAAGCCCAGCGCCGCGACCAUUGUUACACCGAUGUCACAUGGCAGCACCUUCCUUUCUCCUUCACCAAAAUGUCGUCCACAUUCACCUUAGCCACACCAGCAAAUGUUGGCGUGUGCUGGGCACAUGCACUAGAUGCUGGUUGUUGCUGGAGCAGGGUAGUGGUUGUGGCAGGUGGUGGUGGACCAUGGUGUUGA